Molecule: messenger RNA, 762 nt
Organism: Vespa mandarinia (Asian giant hornet)
Lineage: Eukaryota; Metazoa; Arthropoda; Insecta; Hymenoptera; Vespidae
Product: dynein axonemal light chain 4
Biological process (GO): microtubule-based process
Cellular component (GO): dynein complex
Source: RefSeq, a predicted model, not a curated record
UUUCAGCAGAAGUAAUGCAUCCACUACAUGCUAAACAAUCUGCUAACGUAAUUUCAACUUUCUCCAAUUUUUCUGGAAUAUUAUUCUAUAAGAUAUCAGACGUAAAAAGAUAGGACCAAAACAAUUUCCCCCUCCUACAAUGACUUACUCUAUUUAUAAGCAUGCGUACGCCUGGCAAAUGGCAACCAUUCUAUUUCGUAACAAAUCGGGUAUCGUUCUAUUUGGAGUUGUUUCUGAAUGUAUUAGAUAAUUUUCAGAAUGACAGAAGUGAAAAAAGACGACGUUAUCAAAAUUCUACACACUUAUCCACUCUGCAGAAAAUGCGAUAUGUCUGAUGAGAUGAAACAAGAAGCUAUGGAAUUAUGCGUGACAGCUGCAGAAAAAUAUGCCGAUAAUUAUGAGAGUGUUUCUCGAAUGAUCAAAGAAACGAUGGAUAAAAAAUUUGGAGCUUCGUGGCAUACGGUUGUCGGUGAAGGUUAUGGAUUUGAAAUAACGUAUCAAUUAAAACAUUUGUUAUACAUGUAUUGUGCUGGUAAUUUAGCAAUAUGUAUUUGGAAAUCAGCAUAAUUUUAUUUAUUCAAAAAUUAGAGAAAUCAUUUUUUUGACAUGUGAUUAAUAUGUAUGUACGAUUUGUGAAUUUUAUGAAUGCUAAUAAGUUAUAUUAAAACUUAUUUUUUCAAGUUGGAUAAAGUUUAAUAUUUACAAAAUGCAUUAACAAAAAUGCUAUAAUUAUUCCAGUCUAUACAAUAUACACGAAGUAUU